AUGUCGAGAAGCCAGUCGAGUCUCGGAUAUAUGGAUACCGUCCACGAGCCCUCGGCGCAGGGUGCAUCGCCCUCGUUUCAGCAACAGUCGGCAAACGGCCCGAUCAACUUGUCCGGCCUUGUCUGCAAUCUGCGCAGGACCACCGGCAAGGAACCUCCUCCUCUUGUGGGCGCGACGACGACGAUCCUGGGCGACAAGCUGUACGUCUUUGGCGGUCGCAUCCUCUCUCGCAGUCGCCCGCAGUUGACCUCGGAUCUAUACGAGUUAGACCUCAUCCGGCGCCAUUGGGCGCGGGUCGAACCGACCGGGGAUAUCCCCCCGGCUCGAUACUUCCACAGUGUAUGUGCGCUCGGAGAUAAUAAGCUAGUAUGUUAUGGAGGCAUGUCGCCCGCGCCGACAACACCGAGGGACCCUGCCAAUCCUGGGGCGUCCGGGCCCGAAAGCCAGUCCGAGGUGGUGGUGAUGUCGGAUAUCCACAUCUUCGACGUUCCUUCGCGAACAUGGACGCGCGUGGCCGCCCAUGAGUCGCCGCAAGGCCGAUACGCACACUGUGCGACAAUUUUACCAUCCAGCGCCUCGUUCACCUCGGCGAGUGCACCACUGUCAGCAAUCCACCACAAUCCCGAAUCGGCGACGCCACACCAAGGCUCGAUCGGCGUCGAUAUCGAUGGAUUUGGCGGGGCGGAGAUGGUCGUGGUUGGUGGGCAAGACAGCUCAAAUCACUACAUUGAGCAGAUCAGUGUCUUCAACCUGCGCAGUCUGAAAUGGACGAAUACAAGCCCAUUGGGCCGCAGCUGCGGUGCCUAUCGCAGUGUGGUUGCUCCCCUCGUGGGCAUGGACGUCUCCGAGAUCGGCUCGGCGGCUCCCAAUCGUGAAACGCAUGAGCCGGUUGAGAAGAGUGAUUUACCCGGCUGUCCAAUGCUGAUCUACUCCAACUAUAACUUUUUGGACGUGAAACUAGAGCUGCAGGUGCGUCUGCCGGACGGACGCCUUGUCGAGCGACCGAUGCCCGCCCAGGCAUCACCACCGGGGCUACGCUUCCCCAACGGCGGUAUCAUCAAUGGCCACUUCGUCGUGAGCGGCACGUACCUCACCUCUUCCAAGCAAGAAUACGCGCUCUGGGCGCUUGACCUGAAGACGCUGACCUGGGGCCGCAUCGACGCGGGUGGAUCGGUCUUUGGUCACGGUAGUUGGAAUCGUGGCAUUCUGUGGCCGCGUCGUAGCGCCUUUGUGAUUCUUGGGCAUCGGAAACGCAGCUUGGUGGAAGAUUAUAACCACCGACGAAUCAACUUCUCGCACAUCUGUUUGGUCGAACUGGAGGCCUUUGGUCUCUAUAACAACCCAUUAGAGACCGCUUCCACGUCUGGAUAUAAAUCCUACAGUGCCCCCUCGGUGCCAGCAUCUCUGCAGCAGAAGCUGUCGCAGCUGACGAUGAGCGGGCGGCCAUUAUCUGCAGCAUCAGAUGAGCUGGGUAGACUGGCACUCUCAUUGCAGGAAAUGUCGGAUAUGGAGCUGCAAGCCGUCGGUGGUGAACGGCUGCCUGUGAACUCACGCAUUCUCGCUCGCCGAUGGGGACCCUAUUUCAUUCAGCUUCUCAGGGAAUCCUCCGACAGCGGCGCCGCGGAUGUGAUGACCCGUCGUCUGGCUCAUGUGCCACCCAGUCGAAAUUCCAGCAUCACCAUCACUCCUUCAUUGGGGCCUCACAGCACCUAUUCGAAUGCCACCACCCUAGUUAACUCGGCGGUGCCCUCCAAGGCUCUUCUCGAGAACUUGGAGGCUCCCUCUGCUCACAGCCUUGCGCCCACGUCGCGACCACGUGUGCUCUACCUUCCACACACUAUUCUCACCCUUCAAGUUCUCGUACAAUACCUCUAUACCUCCUCCCUACCGCCCCUCGGCUCAUCCCUGUGUACCCCGCAGAUUUUGUGUUCUCUUCUUCAAAUCGCCCGUCCAUACCAGAUAGACGGUCUCCUUGAAGCCACCGUGGAACGUUUACACCAAGUCCUAGAUGGACGCAAUGCCGCUGCCAUCUUCAACGCUGCUGCAAUGGCAGCAGGAGGCGGUCGUGGUACAGGGUUCACAGGUGGACUUGGCGGCACCUUGGAAGCCUUGAACGGAGUCAACAGCAGCCGCCAGGCUCCCAGUCAAGGUGGCACCAACUCUCAGCACAGUGUGCUCCUGGCCUCCGACUCUUCCGACACCGAGCACGGUGGAAUCACGGCUCCCUCCGCAUCCAGCAGCAGCAAUGACCUCGCCGGCAUUACUCGAGGGCUACCCGCGCUGCGCAUCAACACCAACCUCUCCCGAUCCCGCAGCCGCUCCCGCAUGCGUCGCGAACGUGACGAUUCCAUCAGCGACCCCAGCACCGCGACAUCUGUGUCUAGCGCUAGCUUCAGCCAGUCCGAUUCGGAAUUCGUGAGCGACAGCGAGAGUCGCACCGCAUCACGCGCCCAUCAUCGCCGAGACACCGACGCCCAGCUUCGGCCCGAGCGUGAGAUCUGGACCGGUGACCUGAGCAGCGUCAUCGGUUUACAGAAGCGAGGUCUGCGGGGGCUUAUGGAAGGGAGAAGGAUGCGCGAACGGAGUGCAAAGCCUCCCAGUGUCAGCAGUGGUUCGGCGUCUGGUAUGCUGCCCUCGGCAGGAUCAGACUACCACCUGCCUGUUCAGGGAGUAGCUGGGUGA
Molecule: messenger RNA, 2682 nt
Organism: Penicillium oxalicum
Lineage: Eukaryota; Fungi; Ascomycota; Eurotiomycetes; Eurotiales; Aspergillaceae
Product: putative regulatory protein Ral2
Exons: 1
Coding region: 1-2682 (893 amino acids)
Biological process (GO): cell redox homeostasis
Cellular component (GO): mitochondrion; cytosol
Molecular function (GO): protein binding
Source: RefSeq, a predicted model, not a curated record